Cantharellus anzutake is the source of this 1605-nucleotide messenger RNA. RefSeq names its product endoplasmic reticulum protein. Gene Ontology annotation, biological process: glycerophospholipid biosynthetic process; lipid modification. Bases 1 to 1605 code for a protein of 534 amino acids. Gene Ontology annotation, cellular component: endoplasmic reticulum; membrane. Gene Ontology annotation, molecular function: 1-acylglycerophosphocholine O-acyltransferase activity; 1-acylglycerol-3-phosphate O-acyltransferase activity. The record is from RefSeq and is a predicted model, not a curated record. NCBI's taxonomy places the organism in Eukaryota, Fungi, Basidiomycota, Agaricomycetes, Cantharellales, Hydnaceae. The transcript is spliced from 7 exons.
AUGGACGCGCUUUUUCUGAGAGCGUCGGAACUAGGCGGUGUUGCGCCAGACCAGCUUAAGCUAAUAUUCUCCUUAUUCGUUGCAUACCCCCUUGCAGCACUCUUUACAAGCAUACCCGCCUCCCGUCCAGCACUUAGACAUAUAUACAAUCUAGCUGUUUCAGCAUUCUUUUUGAUAGGGCUUCUGCACUUAUGGUCUGGGGUUCUUCAGUGCCUGGCUUCGAGCGCCUUCACAUAUCUGGUGGCUUACUAUGUCCGGGCUCCUUAUAUGCCAUGGAUCAUUUUCGUGGCCGCCAUGGGCAAUCUGACGCUAAACCAUACCCUCCGAGCACUCUCCGGCGCCGGAUACGAUGUUGUAGACAUCACCGGAACCCAAAUGGUGCUCACGAUGAAGCUAACAACUUUCGCUUGGAAUGUAUUCGAUGGUCGCCACCAAUCUCCUGAUCUCGACACAUCGCAGGCAGCGGCUAAAAUAACCACCUUCCCCGACCCCUUGGCCUUCCUUGGAUAUGUGUUCUUUUUUCCCGGAAUCCUUGUUGGGCCCACAUUUGAGUAUAUCUACUACGAACAACUCGUUCACGGAACCCUCUUCACCCCGAACCCUAUUGCAGACAAAACGGCACAAUCCUCACGCCUUCCACAAGGCCGGAAGCGUGCUGCGUAUACGAAGUUUGCGCAAGGGGCAUUUUUCCUAGGAGUAUUUGCGCUUUGGGGUGGUGGAAUGGAUUACGACCGUAUAUUAACUCCAGAAUUCUCCCAGAAGUCAUUCCUUGGACGUUAUUUCUUCACAUACCGGCUUGGCCUUGCCCAAAGAACCAAGUAUUACGGGGUGUGGCUCCUUGCCGAGGGUGCUUCUAUCCUUACCGGCCUUGGUUUCAACGGUUACGCUAAAACAGGGGAAACUUUGUGGAACCGCACAGCCAACGUUGACAUCAUGAACAUCGAAAUCGCACCGAACUUCAAAAUUUUGCUCGAUAGCUGGAACAUGAAUACCAAUAUCUGGCUUAGGAACUGUGUAUAUAAACGUGUCACGCCCAAGGGAAAGAAGCCAGGGUUUUCGAGCAGCAUGAUAACUUUCCUCACUAGUGCAUUCUGGCAUGGAAUUCAUAUCGGCUACUAUCUUAGCUUCUUCUUAGGUGGUUUCAUCCAAUACUCUAACCGACUUAUGCGUCAAUAUUGCCGACCACUUUUCCUCACACCUGAUGGGAAAUCAACUCAGUAUAAACCUAUCUAUGACGCCCUCGGAAUUCUCGCCUCCAGCGCCAUCCUCGGCUACGUCGUCGCGCCAUUCCAGCUCCUCGAUUUGAAAAGGAGCAUCCUCGCAUGGCACCGCCUGUAUUGGUACGGCCACAUUCUUGUUGCGUUGCCAAUCAUUUUCUUCCUCAAUGGCGGCAAAAGAGUCAUGCGUAAAGUCCUUGCGAGUCGCGGAAUCGUCUUGCCAGAUAGAAGGAAGCGAAAGCCCGGCGCCGAGACACCUCUGACAUCUGGUGCGGUCACGCCUGGCGCACCAGGUGCACCUAAUGGGGUGGCGUUGAACGUUCCACCUGUCGAAAUGGUAGUGAAAGAAGCUAGUGCAGCGUUACAGGAGUCGAAGAAAGAUAUAUAA